CCAGAAUACACAAGACUCCUCUUGAAAUUCCUCUGAUCUCUAACCUCUCUGUUUCUUUCUCACCUAUUCAAGAAACAAAAUACAAAUCCUCAAGAAUAAUCCAGAAAGUUUAAAACUUUCCAUACUUUCAUCUAUAAAUACCAAAACCCACAUCUUUGAUUCUCAUCAAAACUAACAACAAAACAAUCAUCAACUCUCAAAAAUAAACCAUACAAUUUCAAACCCAGAAAAAAGUAACAACAAAUCAAUUCAACAAUGUCGCUAAUUCCAAGAUUCUUCGAAAACACAAGAAGCAACAUCUUCGACCCAUUCUCCCUUAAUUUAUGGGACAAUUCUCAAUCUCUCUCCUCUGUUCACGAAACCGCAGCAUUUGUGAAUGCUCGAAUGGAUUGGAAAGAAACUCCGGAAGCCCAUAUUUUUAAGGCGGAUUUACCCGGAUUAAAGAAGGAGGAAGUCAAAGUUGAGGUGGAAGAUGGGAAAGUGCUACAAGUCAGCGGAGAGAGAAACAGAGAACAAGAGGAGAAGAAUGAUAAGUGGCAUAGAGUUGAGAGGAGUUCUGGAAAGUUCUUGAGGAGGUUUAGGUUGCCGGAGAAUGCGAAGAUGGAGGAGAUUAAAGCGAGUAUGGAGAAUGGUGUUUUAACCAUUACUGUUCCGAAAAUGGAAGUGAAGAAGCCUGAAGUCAAGUCUAUUGAUAUCUCUGGUUAAAACUAUGCAUAUAUGAUAUAUGUUUGUUUCAAUGUAUGGUGUUAUAUCAAAUUAUCAAGGUUGGAUUAUGGAUGUUGUCUAGUAUAUGAGGUGUAAGUAUGUAAGUAUCAAAUAUGAAUGAAGGAAAUAAUCAAUAAUAUGAGUUGUUUUUCUUGUUAAA
Beta vulgaris subsp. vulgaris (sugar beet) is the source of this 865-nucleotide messenger RNA. Its product is annotated as 17.8 kDa class I heat shock protein. The transcript has a single exon. Gene Ontology annotation, biological process: response to hydrogen peroxide; response to salt stress; protein folding. The coding region runs from base 256 to 705 and encodes 149 amino acids. The record is from RefSeq and is a predicted model, not a curated record. Lineage: Eukaryota; Viridiplantae; Streptophyta; Magnoliopsida; Caryophyllales; Amaranthaceae.